This is a messenger RNA of Arctia plantaginis, 834 nucleotides long. NCBI's taxonomy places the organism in Eukaryota, Metazoa, Arthropoda, Insecta, Lepidoptera, Erebidae. The record is from the annotation of a GenBank genome assembly.
AUGGCAGCGACGAGUGUUGUCGUUCUCGAUAGAGGCAACAAUACGACUUGUACCGUAAAUCUUUUCGGUGCUACGGUAGUAUCAUGGCGGGUGAAUAAUCAAGAACAAUUAUUUGUAAGUAAACAAGCAGUAUUCGACGGCAAGAGAGCGAUACGAGGAGGAAUACCAUUCGUGUUCCCUCAAUUUGGACAAUGGGCGUUUGGUCCGCAACAUGGGUUCGCGCGGAUAGCCCGCUGGCACGUGGAGAAGAUGCCGGAUCGACUGCCAAGCGGCGAUGUGGAGGCAGUUUUCAGCCUUAUGGAUGAUGACUUCACGCGCUCCAUGUGGCACUUCCAGUUCAGAUUAACAUACAGGCUGAUACUACGUGAAAAAGAGCUCCACUUCAACAUAGGCGUGUACAACCCUAGCAAGGAGUUGACAUUCAGUUGUCAGAUGCUUCUCCACACCUAUUUCAAGGUGCCUGACGUCCGGCGCUGUCAGAUCACUGGCAUGCACGGGUGUAUGUUCAUCGAUAAGACACGAGAAGGCACUGUGUACCACGAGACGCGAGAUGUGGUAACGAUCAAUGAGUGGACAGACAGGAUCUAUCAAAACACAAUGCAGGAGCAUAUCAUCACCAAUGUGGUCAGCGGUCGCAAGAUGAGGAUACAAAAGUACAAUUUCCCUGAUACAGUGAUUUGGAACCCUUGGUCGGAGUACGCCAAAGAGAUCCCGGACUUCGGCGACGACGAGUUCCCCAACAUGGUGUGUGUGGAGGCGGGCCGCGUCGCCGCGCCCAUCGUGCUGCUGCCCGGCACGGCCUUCGAGGCCAGCCAGAUACUGCAGGUGAUGUAA